This is a messenger RNA of Zingiber officinale, 459 nucleotides long. RefSeq lists its product as uncharacterized. The transcript has a single exon. The coding region runs from base 26 to 415 and encodes 129 amino acids. The record is from RefSeq and is a predicted model, not a curated record. Lineage: Eukaryota; Viridiplantae; Streptophyta; Magnoliopsida; Zingiberales; Zingiberaceae.
CCCACCCACCCCGGCUGGCUUUCCCAUGCACCCUCGGACUCAUUCGAUGGGGACGAGGAUAUCCACCGGCGGCAGAUCGCAGCCCAAAGUGGUGGUCAUCGAGACGCGGCACGUGCGGACGGACACGGAGCACUUCAAGUCGGUGGUGCAGAGCCUCACCGGAAAGGACUCUACUCUCUCGGCCGUCGUGCCGGAGAAGCCGGCCAUCAGUUAUCCCGGAGGAGUUACUGCCGGCCCAUGUGGUAGCGUUGUCGAUGUCAGGAUAUGGCCGUCGGCGGCGGAAUACCUUCCGGCUCUAGCGAUGCAGCCUCCUCCUCUUCUUCUUCCAGCGCCUUCGCCUUCGUACCAGUCGUUGAAUUCGGUGGCAGAGAUAUCAUCAGAUGAUUAUAGCUAUUAUAUGCUUCAUCAAAAUUAAAUUACUAUGAAUAUUGUAUGUGAUCCUCCACCGGUUUAAUUAUA